AUGGACCCCGCUAAGAAGAAGGUAGUUGUCAUUGGUGCUGGCGUUGGAGGUGUAGCAGUGGCAGCUAGACUAGCACAAGCUGGUGUGAAUGUGUCAUUGUAUGAGAAGAACAACUUUCUGGGAGGCAAAUGUAGUAGCAUCAAUCGAAAUGGAUACCGUUUCGACCGCGGUCCAUCCAUCAUGUUGAUGACAGAAAUCUUCGAGGAAACAUUCCAGCACCUUGGUACAUCCAUGGAUGACAUGAAUAUUGAGCUUCUGAAGUGCGAGCCGAAUUGUAUUACCUGGCUUCAUGAUGGGGAGUCAUUCACAACCUCGACUGACUUGGCUAAGAUGAAGAAUCAAAUCGAGAAAUUCGAGGGAAACAGCGGAUUCCACCGAUUCUUGGAUUUUUUGCAAGAGGCUCAAAGGCAUUAUGAGAAGAGCUUAAUCCACGUGUUGAAGAAGGACUUCCCGCGAUUAUUAUCUUUGCUCAGGCCAGCGUUUCUACCUUACGUGUUUCAACUCCAUCCCUUUCAAAACGUCUGGGGGAGGGCAUCGCACUUUUUUAAAUCUCACUCCAUACGCCAGGUGUUUACUGCCGCGACAAUGUAUCUCGGCAUGUCGCCUUUGGAUACACCAGGGACAUACACCCUUCUCCAAUAUUCAGAGCUAGCUGGGGGUGUUUGGUAUCCCCGAGGGGGUUUUUAUCGAAUCGUUGAGGCUUUGGUCAAUAUUGGAUUAAGACUAGGUGCCGACUAUCACCUCUCAGUUCCAGUAGAAAGAGUGAAUAUUUCCGAAGGGAAAGUUCAAGGCAUUUCGCUCGCGUCAAGCGAGGUAGCAGCAGAUGCUGUCAUUAUCAACGCUGAUCUUUCUUACGCUUAUAAAGAGCUUCUUCCUUCACUUACGCCGCAAGCGGGAAAGAAUAAACAACUCUCUUGCAGUAGCAUCUCAUUCUACUGGUCCCUAUCCAAAAAGGUGUUGCAGCUAGAAACCCACAAUAUGUUUCUCGACAAAAGUUACGGCCAGAAUUUCUAUACCCCUGGAUUGCAAAUGCAUGGAACUAUUCGGCCCUCCUUCUAUAUACAUGUACCGUCGCGCAUCGAUCCUUCGGCCGCACCACCAGGCAAGGAUGCACUAAUAGUUCUUGUUUUGGUCGAAAAUCUGGGCGAUACAAACCCAAGUGACAGGCAAGCAAAACAAGACAUGGAAAAAUUAGUGAACGAAGUGCGCAACUAUGUGAUAUCGACAAUUGAGAAACGAACAGGUGCUGUCGGAGUCCAAGGCUUCAUCGAAGAUGAGAUUAUCAAUACACCAUUUACUUGGCAGGAUACAUUCAAUUCGGAGAAAGGUGCGAUAUUUGGCAUUGAUCACAGCUUCUUCAAUAUCCUCGCAUUUCGACCAAAGAUUAAACAUGACCGUCUUCAGGGUGUGUACUUUGUCGGUGCCAGUACCCACCCUGGAGCUGGAGUGCCCGCUAGUCUAGCGGGCGCAAGGCUCACUGCAGAAAGGGUACUCGAAGACCUUCAUAUUUCUGUACCUUGGAAUAUCGCGACAUUCAAGUACUUACUGUUUGUCAGUCAUUUGAUAUGGACCAUCCCUCCAGCUGUCUUGAUGACAGCAGCUUAUUGGCCUUUUCUCAUCAAGGUCGAACUCUACAAGAUAACAACCUUGAUUGCUAUUGCAGUUCUAUUCACCAUACCUUGGGACUCAUAUCUUAUCCGCAACCGUAUCUGGACCUAUCCAACAGAUGCAGUCGUUGGCCUCACCCUUCUGGAUAUACCACUCGAGGAGGUAUUUUUCUUCGUCAUCCAGACUUACUGUACAAGUUUGCUCUAUGUCAUUCUAACAAAGCACUUGGUACUUCCGGUAUAUCUGUUGCCAAGAGCGAGUAGUGCCAAAAAGUUGGGAUCAUUGCUUCUCUUUCCCGGGAUUGCAGUGGGCGCUUUAUGCUCAGUUCUGGAAACUAAAGUUACUUACCUGGGCCUCAUAAUUGCAUGGUCACUCCCCGUGAUAGCUUUGCAAUGGGUUCUUUGUAGUGACUUUUUGUUGAAUAUGCCAAAGAGACCCAUCGCUAUCUCUAUCAUAUUGCCUACUCUAUACCUUUGGAUUGUGGAUUUCUUUGCUCUCCAGCGUGGAACGUGGGUGAUUGAACAGGAAACAAAAAUCGGAAUUCAAUUUUUCGGAUUCCUUGAAUUGGAAGAAGGUAUAUUCUUCUUUGUAAGUAACAUUAUGGUCGUUCUAGGCCUGGUCACAGUAGACCACGCCCUCGCAAUUGCAGAAUACGACGCAAUGAUUUCAGAGCCAGAUGAAAAGAACCCACGUUCAUUCAGCCGAAUAGCAUGGUCAUACCUCACAACCCAAAGAUCGUUUGACAUUCGCUUCCUCGAAGGUUUAGGAACAGCCAUCGACAAGCUCGCCCAGAAAAGUCAAAGUAUGUACCUGGGUAGCGCAAUGUUUCAGGGCAGGCUUCGCACUGAUCUAAUACUUCUAUAUUCCUUCUGCCGGGUCAUAGACGACCUAGUGGAUGAAGCACCCAAUCAAGAAGCAGCCCGAGCAAGUAUACAAGAAGCUUCUUCACUUCUACAUUGGCAUUUCUCAGUGAAGCACCCAAAAAAGCCCCUUUACGACUAUCUAGAAACAGAAGAAACAAAAUUAGCUGACUCGCCUUUGCUCUCUUCGAUUGUCCUCCUCCCGGCCUCCCGUUUAACCCUAUCUCCCAUUUUGGAACUUCUUUCUGGCUUCGAAAUGGACCUUCAAUUCCCUGUUUCUUCCCCUAUAUCAACAGAGAAAGACCUGGAGCUCUACGCCCACCGCGUCGCAGGCACUGUCGCAGCUUCUCUUCUGGAACUGGUCUUCUGCAAUUAUGAGCUGGAAGUUGAUCACCGAAUCAUCAACGCAGGCCAGUUAACAGGUCAGGCAUUACAGUUUGUCAACAUUGCCCGUGAUAUCAAGCGAGAUGCUGCAAUUGAUCGCGUUUACAUCCCGACUUCAUGGCUAGCAGAAGAAGGAAUGGGACCAAGUGAUGUGCUCGCCAAUCCGGAUGAUUCUCGUCUUGCCAGGCUUGAAGAGCGCAUGCUACGCAAGGCAUAUAGCGUGUAUGAUAAAAGUGUCGGCGCUAGUAAUGAGCUGCCAAUCCAGGCACGGCGGCCUGUUCGGACUACUAUUGAGAGCUAUAUGAUGAUUGGUGAGAUGGUUAGGAGAAGACGGAGAGCUGGUGUUAUAGCGAAUGGGAAAUUGAAGGUUCCGCUAUGGAGGAGGUUGAGACUUGCUUGGUGGGAGAUGGCUGUUGGAAGAUAG
Messenger RNA from Penicillium nucicola, 3276 nucleotides. Its product is annotated as Bifunctional lycopene cyclase/phytoene synthase. Gene Ontology annotation, molecular function: oxidoreductase activity; intramolecular lyase activity; geranylgeranyl diphosphate synthase activity. NCBI's taxonomy places the organism in Eukaryota, Fungi, Ascomycota, Eurotiomycetes, Eurotiales, Aspergillaceae. The transcript is spliced from 9 exons. The record is from RefSeq and is a predicted model, not a curated record. Bases 1 to 3276 code for a protein of 1091 amino acids. Gene Ontology annotation, biological process: carotenoid biosynthetic process.